Messenger RNA from Hibiscus syriacus, 453 nucleotides. Its product is annotated as probable transcriptional regulator RABBIT EARS. NCBI's taxonomy places the organism in Eukaryota, Viridiplantae, Streptophyta, Magnoliopsida, Malvales, Malvaceae. The coding region runs from base 1 to 453 and encodes 150 amino acids. The transcript has a single exon. The record is from RefSeq and is a predicted model, not a curated record.
AUGAAGUGUUUAAGUGGUUCAUCAUGGGCGUAUUCAUGGCCUCCUCGGUCGUACUCGUGCAGUUUUUGCAGUCGAGAAUUCCGGUCGGCUCAAGCCCUCGGUGGUCACAUGAAUGUUCAUAGAAGGGAUAGGGCUAAGCUCAAACAAUCCAUUUAUGAUCAUUCCAUUGAUGAUGAUCAUUCUAGGAUUUCUUCCAUUGUUGAAGAGAACAAAGGGCAACCGUUAGAUCAUAUCACCGAAAGACCUAAAAGGUCUUUUGAUGAUAUGAUUUCAGGUUCCGACGAUGUCGAGACCAGUUUGUCUGUUGGGUUGAGUACUUCUGUCUUGCUCAAACGACCAAAGGAUGCUGUUUCAGCAUGGCCAUAUUCUCCUCUCCAAUGGCCGGUGCUUGAACCUAAGCCUGCAAGCUCCAUUGAAGGGUUGGACCUUGAGCUCAGGCUCGGUGUUCUAUAG